This is a messenger RNA of Nerophis ophidion (straightnose pipefish), 3986 nucleotides long. Its product is annotated as putative nuclease HARBI1. The transcript is spliced from 2 exons. The record is from RefSeq and is a predicted model, not a curated record. NCBI's taxonomy places the organism in Eukaryota, Metazoa, Chordata, Actinopteri, Syngnathiformes, Syngnathidae. The coding region runs from base 158 to 1243 and encodes 361 amino acids.
UAGGGGGCGAUAACGAACCUUUCGAAGCGCAAUACUCCACGCAAAAGAAAGUAAAGAAAGCUCUUUUCCGGUACUCGUCAGGAGCAGCGGGUGAACGCAGACUGUUGAAUUGUUUUGUUGUUUUUAAUCCCGCGUGUCGCAAGCUGCAGCGGCCAACAUGUCCGACGCCCUGCCAGUGUGGUUCGCGGUCCAGGCGGAGCUCCUGGGACACGAGGAAGAAGUGGACUCGCAGUCCAAGAGCUGCUUCGCUUGCUACGACGACGACACUUUGUUCGAGAUGUUCCAUCUAACGCGCGCUUGCAUCGAGUUCGUGGCGGACAUCGUCCGUGUCCGCAUGAAACAAUACAUGCUCACGCCCUCAUCCGUGGACAUCAUGAUCAUGAUCACGCUCAAUUUCUUCGCUCUCGGCGCCUCCGCCGUUUCCCUCCUCAGGCGCUUCGACCUGAAGACGGACUGCCGGCAAAUUGUGUGGACGGUGUCCGAGGUGGUCGCCGGUAUGUCGGAUCAGUUCAUCUCCUUCCCGCAGACUCGCAAAGCCAAAGUGGACAUCGCACACAUGGCGGAGGAGUUCUGCGGGAUCCCCGACGUCCUGGGCGUGCUGGCCCCCACGCACUUCCACAUCCGAACCUCCACGCAUGACAAGAACUGGUCGGAGUUGGUACGCCAGCAAUACGUCAACGCGCUGGGCUACAAGUCGGUGGUGAGCCAGAUGAUUUGUGACCUGGACGGCAAUAUUCUGAGUGUGGAGAAGUGUUGCGUGGGCAGCACCAGCGACCAGGACUUGUGGUGCACCUCCUUCCGAGGGCGGGAGAUCGAGGAUGAACUUUAUGGACAAUACUGGGUGAUCGGAGGCGAAGGCUACCACUUGAGCAAACGCGUCCUGACUCCCGUGUCGGACCCCAAAAGUGACGCUCAGAUCCGCUUCAAUGAAGCCCACGCCAAGCUCCACUGCGUGACGCGGACAACGCUGCGAUCCCUCAAGUGGCGCUUCAGGUGCUUGACCAAACUCGGCUUCACGCUGGACAAGUUGACCAAUGUGGUCAAGGCUUGCUGCGUCUUGCACAACAUCGCCAAGAAGUUCUCGGUGCCCCUGCCGCCUGGGGAGGAGAAAUUUGAAGACCCUCAGCCGAGGAAUCCUUGCCAGGGGUCGGCGGCGGUGAUCAACCCCGACGGCUUGAGAGCUCGGCAGGAACUCAUCGAAUCGAGCUUCAGUACUGUACCCGGUCAAGGAGAACCGGAAUAACAUCCAACAGGAGGACAAUGUUGAAUUUUCACACAUGAGGCCGACACUCACCGGACAUUCCACACCUAAUCCAAUACAUUUACCUCAGUGUCCAUUGAACGACCCCAUUUUUAUUAUAUUUUAAAUAAGCAGUGGUUCCAUAUUGGAAGUACUGUGUUCAAAAUCUAGCCUUGAUGCUGGAAUUUUGAGUGUUUAAAACUGCUUUUAGGUUUAUUUACAGGUCAUUGACUACAAAGAUGGAAACAAUAAGAAAAUAAGUAAACUAUUACCAAUACAUUGUACACUGUUUUUUAAAUGCAUAUUAUCUAAAAGAAGUAGUAGCAUAGUGUAAUCUAAAACAGGAAUACUAUUUACAUAGAGAAACAUACUACAUCUUGGUGCAAAUCGAGAUAAAAGUGCUUUUUUUUUUGGUUACCGUGACAAGUAUUCAGGAUUUUUUGGGGGACCUGUGGGAAAAUGCAAGAAGGCUUUCUAAUUCAAACUCUGAGCGUCUAUAAUUCUCAUAUAUAUCACAUAAGCAUUCUCUUUCACAUUUUCACCAGUCUCGCUUUAAGACUUCAGACGGUCCAAGAUGCACUGGUUCAGGAAAACAUACUGGGACUGCAACGAAAGCAGAAGUCCAAGUUGAAAGGUCGAAAGAACAUGCCGGCGUGUGAGCUGUAUUCCUGCCCAGUGCAACUCUUGUGAGAAUAUAGCGAGCGCAUGCCUGUUUGUGUGCGUUUGUGUUACCUCGUUCUGCACCAUGUGUGGCCGCUGUAGUCUCAUUUUGUGCACAAAAGCCUUGACAUUCACUGUCUUAUCUCUGUGCAGCUGUUGAAGCAGAACAUCUAAGGCUAUGAUGGUGCCGGUCCGGCCCACUCCGGCACUAAAAGACGAGAUCAUCCAUUCAUUGUGCCCCGUCUUAUUAUUACAGACAUAUUUGUCGUUUGAAGCACCAUACCUGCAGUGAACUACAAUGGGAGCAUUGUUCCAUUGUGCUUCUAUAUGCUGCCUAAUGAGGCUUCUGAACUGGAUCAGGACAUCUGUACCCUGAGGGACUCCAUGGUCAGGCCAAGCAGUAAAGUGGAAGUGUUUGACCAUCCUCUCCACCAGGUUGUUUCGCUGGAAACACACAUAUUAGGAAGCACAUUUGUACAGCAUUAAAAAAAACCCACCACAUAGUAAUAGUGACCUCUCUUCAACAUUUAUUGGACCAGUCUGUGACAGUGCCAACAUAAAUGUUGAAGUUGCAGGUUCUAUUUACAUUGAGCACACAUUUUUAUGACAUCUAAAAAAAUAAAACCCUGUUGUUCCCCUCUUACUGAUGCAUUAAUUAAGAAAUUGUAAUCAGAUUACAUGUUUCACAUGGAAUUCCCUUAACGUCCAGUUGGGCUUUUGCUGUUCCGAUGCGAUUGUGAUGGUCAGCUCUCCGUGAAGGCAACUUUUGUUUUGUGAAGGCCAGUAACAUUCACAUUUAGUCUGGGGGGAAAAAACAUGUAUUUUACUCAAUACCUUUGUGGAACUAACGGUUGUAUGCAGUGGUGUGGUGUCAGAAUUUUUUAAGUAACAGCCAGACACCCACACAAAUAUUUUCUGUGCAUUAAAUAUGGUAAAACCAACUCCCAUGUGGGUAAAUAUAUGCUAAGCCAGGGGUCAUCAACCCAAAACGUUGAAAGAGCCAUAUUGGACCAAAAAACUAACCUUGUCUGAAGCCACAAAAAAGGAAAAGUCGUAUAUGAGUGUUAUAAUGAAGGCAACGUGCUACGUAAGUGUCUGUAUUAGCUAUGAUAGCCUACUAUCAAAAUAACUAUGUGUUGCAGGCUGAAGCAAAUCUUAGUUGACAGAAAUGUUGACACUUUUUUAAUUUAUUCUGCACAUUCUUACAACAUUACAAACUAUUAGUAAAUCAGAGGUUACUUGAAAGGUGAGAUAAUUCCUGGAAAUUACUGGCUUUUAAUGGCCAAAGGUAUAAAUGUUUGUUUCCAAGUUAAAGGAAACGCCAGGCUGUCUUCUUUUAACAGAUUUAUUACAAUCUUUGGCAAGCUAGGUAAUGUUUGCUGUGGUCUGGAACAACAUGGCACACAACUCUGAAAUGCAGCCAAUAAGAGGAUAAAAGUAAAGAAUAUUAAAUGAGCUCAAAUAUACCUACACAUGAGGCAUAAUGAUGCAAUAUGUACAUACAGCUAGCCUAAAUAGCAUGUGAGCAUUGAUUAGCUUGCAGACAUGCUCUGACCAAAUAUGCCUGAUUUGUAUUACAAGUAAAUAACAUCAACAAAGCACCGCCUUGUGCAUUCACGCACAGCAUAAAACAUUUGGUGGACAAAAUGAGAUAAAGAAGGAGUGGAAUAUGUUCAUGUAAACAAGCUGUUGCGUCACAGUCCACACUAUACUGGGAUGACGUGGCACAGUUGAGAGAGGUGGCCGUGCCAGCAACCUUAAGGUUCCUGGUUUGAUCCCCACCUUCUACCAACCUCGUCACGUCCUCACCCUUCCUCCUGAUGGGUUGUGGUUAGGGCCUUGCAUGGCAGCUCCCGCCAUCAGUGUGUGAACGUGUGUGUGAGUGGGUGAAUGUGGAAAUAGUUUCAUAGCGCUUGAGUACCUUGAAGCUAGAAAAGCGCUAUACAAGUAUAACCCAUUUAUCAUUUACUAUGGUGAGUUCAAGAAACGCCCAAAAUUAGCAGGACAAAAUGAUGUUUGUUCACCAAAUACUGUCAUCAGCGAAGCAUUCACACAGAACAUAUUAAACAGUGGGCUUUCUAACAAU